AUGGCUCUCUCCUUCCGUCAAAUCCUCGGUGCACCGCCCUCCACAGUCAACAUCCCAACCUCCGCCCUCCUCAUCAUCGACGCCCAAAACGAAUACGCCGAGGGCAAGCUCAAGAUCCACGACAUCGAAUCAUCUCGCCCAAAGAUCAAGGAGUUACUCGAAAAAUAUAGGGCGGAGGGUGGAGCUGUUGUUCAUAUUACGCAUGUGACGCCGGAGGGGGCGCCGGUGUUUACGCAGGGUACUGGAUUGGAGGAGGAGUUUAAGGAGUUGAAGCCGAGGGAUGGGGAACAUAUUAUUAGGAAGCAGGCUCCGAGUUCUUUUACCAACACCACCCUCCACGAAACCUUGAAAUCACUCGACGUUAACCAGAUCGUUCUCUGUGGAUACAUGGCUCACGUCUGUAUCACCGGAACCGCAAGAUCAGGUAUGGAGAAUGGGUAUGAUGUGGUCAUUGUUCGUGAUGCGAUUGGGGAUCGGGAUGUUCCGGGCGCGAAGGCUCCGGAAUUGGUCAAGAUGGUGCUGACGGAGUUGGCGGAUGCGAUUGGGACGGUUGUUGAUUCUAGUGAGAUUGGGAGUGCCAACUGA
This is a messenger RNA of Saitoella complicata NRRL Y-17804, 585 nucleotides long. RefSeq names its product Isochorismatase hydrolase. Bases 1 to 585 code for a protein of 194 amino acids. NCBI's taxonomy places the organism in Eukaryota, Fungi, Ascomycota, Saitoellomycetes, Saitoellales, Saitoellaceae. The record is from RefSeq and is a predicted model, not a curated record. The transcript is spliced from 2 exons.